Molecule: messenger RNA, 3102 nt
Organism: [Torrubiella] hemipterigena
Lineage: Eukaryota; Fungi; Ascomycota; Sordariomycetes; Hypocreales; Clavicipitaceae
Source: the annotation of a GenBank genome assembly
AUGUCAGAACCGGUUGGAGAGUCUAACCUCGUUGCAUAUUUGGAAGAGGCAGCUAGAACAGCCGGCGAUCUCGAACAGCGCAUACAUGUCUUCGAAUCAUAUAACAAUGCUACAAACUCUGAACCGAACAGCUUGCAGCUCUGGUUAGCUCGAUGCAACUACUUCUGGUCACUUUGGCAGAACAGCAACAGUGAUGCGGCGAGCGACUGGGCGGAAGACGAGCGAUCAAUAGGUCAAGAGCUGUUCACGCUGGAGGCUGCCCUCCAGUUAUGGCAGCAAGGCUACCAGGCUGUGGAAUACCGCAUCUCGGAUAGCCACGAACUGUGGAAUCGUUGGAUCGAUCUCGAACUGGAGCUUCUACGAAAACAGCACACAUCGGAUGACAUCGAUCGAAUCGCUACAUUGUUUAAGGAACGAUUGGCAACACCGCAUUUGGCAUGGGAUGAGACGUCACAACGAUUUUCUAGCUUCCUCUCAGAAUUCAACAGUAGCGCCUGGGAGAGUGGCAUGCAAGAGGCUACGUCAGCAGCACAACCAGCGAAAAAGAUGCUAGAAGCGCGCGACAAAUACGAAACGAUACUUCAAAAGUCCUACCGGGAUGGUGAUCUUGAGCUUCAAAAGUCUACCAUGCUAGAAUAUCUAGAUUGGGAAGUGCUCCAGUGUCGUAUAAACCGGUCUGAUUCAGCGCUGCCCUUUCUGCUCGCCGAGGGCCUCUUUGCUAGAGCCCUUGGUGGUAUCUUCGCUAAUGACGAGGCAGUUUGGUACGAUUAUUGUGUAUUAAAAUCCUCCGCCACCCGUGACGGAAGUGACGAACUGCUAGAAGCUGCCUCGGAUGCUAUUGAGCGUGCUUUGGCUCAUUGCCCAUGGUCCGGUCGAUUAUGGAGACGCCAUAUCCAACUGCUUGAAGAAACCACCACUGAUAUCAGUGCCAUCAUCGCGGCAAAAGAUAGUGCUAAGUUGAAAAUUGAUAUCGAACAACACGGCAUGGAAGAGCUGAUGCAAGUAUACGAAUGCGUCUUUGGCUCGCUGAAACGGCACCACUCCGUCAAUCCAACCGCCACGGAGGAUAUUCAUACCACUUUUAUUGAAUGUCUGCGCGAAGUGCAGCAAAUUGGGAAGAAAUAUGCAGGAAAGGCUUACCAAGGCGAUCCAAAAUUCCGAUUGGAGCGCAUCUUCGCCGAGUUUCUCUCAGAAUCGGCUGGUGCGCCGGACAUGGCAAGGGAGCAGUGGCAAACAUUGGCGCGCAAGCGCUUAUAUUCUGACAAUCAUGACUUCUGGCUUCAAUAUUACAAGUGGGAGAUGCAGGUGUACCUUUCAGACAGCCAAACCCAGGGCAAAUCACCAACAGAAGCUACGAAUGUGCUAAAGAGUGCCGCUAAGCAAAAGAUGCUGGACUGGCCGGAGAAGAUUCUUGAGCUUUAUGCACAGCAUUCUAACGACUAUGAAACACCGGCUAUUGCUCGCACGAUACUAGAUGAUAUCUAUAGAGCAGAAAGGGGUGUUAGGAAGCGCCGUGAAAGAGAGGAACAAGAAAAGGCAGCUGAAUACGCCGCAUAUUAUGGUACCCAAACAGCACAGGCUACCACAGACGAUGCAACCGCUCCAGCUGUUUCUCUUUCAAAUCAGAAGCGCAAGCAUGCCGACCAUGAUGUUGCCGAACAAGACGCUAGCGUUGCAAAACGCCAAAAGAAGACAGACGGCACUCUACAAGCUUGCACCACCGGAUCUGAGGAGACGAAGCGUGAUCGAGAAAAUUCGACAGUUGUUGUAACAAAUCUCCCUGCUGAUGUGACUCAGACCAAAGUUCGACAAUACUUUAAAGAAUACGGACAUAUCAAAAACAUCACGGGUAUGGUUCGUGAGAGUGAUGGAUCAAGCACGACAGCCUUGAUUGAAUUCAACACACCGGCAGAGGCAGAGUCGGCCUUGCUCCGUGAUAUGAAGUACUUCGGCCAGUCCCAGAUUCGUGUCGGAUCUGGUCACGACUUGACUGUAUACGUUGCAAACUAUCCACCAGCAGCGAACGAUGAAUACAUGCAUCGUCUUUUUAAUGACUGUGGCGAAAUUCUUAGUAUACGUUGGCCUAGCUUAAAAGUUAACAGCCACCGUCGAUUUUGCUACAUUUCUUUCAGAGACCGAAAAGCCUCCGCAAAGGCAGUGCAGAAAGACGGACUUUUGCUGGAUGAGAAAUUCAAACUGCUGGCCAAGUAUUCCGACCCAGGACAAAAGAAGAACAGAGAGGGUGCUCUAUCCGAAGGCCGUGAAAUUCAUAUAUCCAAUCUGGACAGUGGAAUAACCGAAGAGAGCCUAAAAGAUAUAUUCUCCAAGUACGGCAAGGUGCUUCGCGUCAAUUUGCCAAGGAAUAUGUCAGGGAAAACGAAAGGAUUUGCAUUCAUGGACUUUGAAACCAAGGAUCAAGCAGAAACUGCCAUUGCUCAACUUCAUAACACCAAGAUCCGAAAUCAGAUUGUACAAGUACAGCUCUCCAAAGACUCCAAGGUUAAGCACACAUCUACUACGACGAGCAUAGCCAACGCAGUAGUCAGUGGCGAGGGCCAGACUGCAGCGACGGACAGUGCUGAGAUUUCUGGCCCUUCGGCACAAGACGUCCUGGCACGCACUGUCGUCGUCCUCGGCUUUCCUGAUACAGUUAAUGAUGCUCGAAUUCGUGCCGUUGUUGAGCCCAUGGGUGAAAUUGUCCGUUUGGUGCUAAUCCCAGGCAACGGUGGAGCCAAGAUUGAAUUCAUCGACGCCAGUACGGCUGGCAAGGCAGCUUUACAGUUGGAUAAUAUGGAUUUCGAAGGCUACUCGCUGCGCAUUGGGUCUGUUAAAGAUCUGCACCAGGCAAAGGCUGAGAACCGGGAGACAGCAAAGCAAAAGCCAGUGGCGUUUGCGGGAGGUUUAAUGCCCUCGCAGGCUUCCAGGAACAGGCCUCCAUUGCGAGGCGGUAAGCGACGAGGCGGGUUAGCUGCUGGCCCAAGAAUUGCUACAGCCGCCAAGACAGGCACCGUUGAUAAGGCAAAUCCAGCGGAAGGUGCCAAGAGUAAUGCUGAUUUUAAGGCAUUAUUUUUAGCAUCGAAAGAAAAGGCGAAUGGGGAAUAG